Messenger RNA from Hyaloscypha bicolor E, 757 nucleotides. RefSeq lists its product as uncharacterized. Gene Ontology annotation, molecular function: zinc ion binding; DNA-binding transcription factor activity, RNA polymerase II-specific. NCBI's taxonomy places the organism in Eukaryota, Fungi, Ascomycota, Leotiomycetes, Helotiales, Hyaloscyphaceae. Gene Ontology annotation, biological process: regulation of DNA-templated transcription. The transcript is spliced from 2 exons. The annotation marks the transcript as partial. The record is from RefSeq and is a predicted model, not a curated record.
GCAACAAUGGUCAAGACUCCAAGAGACGAGGACAGAAAACGCAAAUCUGCUCCAAAGACCAAGACAGGAUGCAUGACGUGCAAGAUCCGCCGGGUGAAAUGCGGGGAAGAGAAGCCCGAAUGCCAGCGGUGCCUCAAGUUCGGUAUCAAAUGCGAUGGCUACCUUCCACUCUGCAAGGAUCUCAAAACGGCAGCGAGCAAUCGCGGCAUACUGCCCCAGAACCAGAAACUUUCUGAGAUCUCCUCCAACUUCUUGGUACCUCUUUCAGUGGCGUCGCUUGGAACUGAGAAGGAGCAACGGUACUUUGAUUUGUUUUAUGGACAGACAAGCUUCGAGAUUAUGCCUGCUCAUGAUUCGUUCUCGACACGACAGAUGUUACUCCAAGCAUGUUAUUCAGACAGUUCAAUCAAACACGCCAUCAUAGCGCUUGGAGCCCUUGACAAGACAGCAGAAAUAACGCGUGAUUUCAAUAAGUUGUCUCUAGACAACUUUCCCAAAGCAGAGAGAAAAACUGCCAAUGAGCACCAUCGGUUUGCUCUGGAAGAGUACAGUAGAGCUGUUGCAGAUAUGCGGAAGGGCAACACAUUGAAGGACGUGAGGACUACCUUGCUAUCCAUCCUUCUAAUUUUUAUUUUCGAAGCAUGGAACGGCAACAUGGCCAUGGCGGUGCGCCAGAUCCGAAACGGUGUCCGAAUCAUCCAGGAAUGGAAAGCGACAAUUAAGGACGCAGACAAGACUUCAGAGAACAUGUCGCCCG